AUGCAGCUUCUCAGCACUGUUCUGGUAGCCCUCGUUUUCAGCGGCGCCCGCGUCGCUGACGCGUUGCAGGUCUUACCGACGGGCAUGACUGUGGUCUUGGGCAACGUUAUAUACUUCAUUCCCCCUACUCCGGUCGCCACGCUCUCUCUCAGGAACUCCAGCGAGGCUGCGUCUCUGAAGUUCGGUGGGGCAUUAGUGCCUUUCACCUUCAUUAAUGCUAGCGGAGGUAGCUUCGGGCCGAGCGAUCUUGCUUCCGUGGUAGCAAAGAAUGCAAUUUCGGACGACGUGUGGUCUUCGGAUUUUAUGAGCGGACUGUACAUUACCUCCGCGACUACCCCCAGUCUCAGUCCGGGCAAUGGGACUGAAAUUAUUUUGUCCUCGUCAGGCACACCGCUGAGCGCGUCUAUUCCUUCCGGUCCUUACGUCGUAGAUACUACUUCUGGUGGCAUUUUUGAAGCCUGGCGCUUGUACAGCGACGAGAACCAGGCAUUCCUCUAUGGCACGAUGCCCGACGGCAAUGGCGGCUUCACCGAGCUCAGCGCUAACAUAGCCGGAGCGGCUACCGUUAGCAUUGCAGUGCCUUCUCGGUUGUACUUCUCCCCGACUGCAGACAAGCCCCUCGCUGGCGCGCGCAUUGCCGUGAAGGACAUCUUCGACAUUCAGGGCCUACGCACUGGUUGUGGCAACCGCGCAUACUUCCAGCAAUAUCCGCCGAAGAACGCGACUUGCCCCGCGGUCCAGCGCCUCAUCGACGGUGGUGCCAUCAUAGUGGCGAAGUCGAAGGCUUCCCAGUUUGCGAACGGGGAGACGGCCACGGACGACUGGGUCGAUUACCAUGCGCCAUACAACCCUAGGGGCGACGGUUAUCAGGACGGUAGCUCCUCGUCUACUGGCUCUGGCACGAGUAUUGCCGCAUAUUCAUGGCUGGACUAUGCUGUUGGCAGCGACACCGGAGGGUCAAUGCGCGGUCCCGCUGGUGCCAACGGCGUCUUCGGAACUCGACCCUCCCAUGGAGCCGUUUCUCUGACCGACGUCAUGCCGCUCUCGCCCGAGUUGGACACUGGUGGAAUCUUUUCCAGAGAUGCGAAGUCCUGGCAGAUCGCCGGUAACUGGUGGUACCAGAACUUUACACAGUUCAACAAAUACCCGUCGACUAUCUUAUUCCCAGUCGAUACCUGGGGCAGCAGCUUCUUAGAGAACCCGCCCAAGUCCGGCACCGCCGACGCGAUGUUCAACACUUUCAUCCAGAAGCUCGAAAGCUUCUUGAACACGUCGCGGACGGAGAUCAACCUGACGACGAUGUGGAAUGCGACGAGCCCGUUUAUAGCGAACGUAUCAAACCCCCCACCGCCGUUACGCACAGUGCUGAACACGACAUACGCAGACUUGAUCGCUCUCGACCAAAUCUCGCUCGUCGCGGACCCGUUCAUCGCGGACUACAAGGCGUCCCAUGCCGGCCAGAGUCCGUUCAUCGACCCUGCACCGCUCGCGCGCUGGAAUUAUGGCCGCACGCUCAAUGCCACGACACGCAAGGCGGAGGCUAUCACGAACAAGACGGUCUUCAUGAACUGGUUCCAGAACACAGUCCUGAACGGAACAAACAACGAGACAUGUUCAAAUGCGAUCUUCCUGUACCCACAGAGCUCGGGAGAGACGACAUAUCGUAACGCGUAUAUCAAGCCACCGACUGCACCUUUCGGCUUCAGCGCUGGAAGGAUCGCGGUGUACGCGGAGACACCUGAUAUGGUCGUUCCAGUCGGAGAGCUUCCGUACAACUCCACCAUUAGUCUAGCGACCGAGACUUUACCCGUCACCAUCAGCUUUAUUACUCAGAAAAACUGCGACCUCAUGCUAUUCAGCCUCUUUGCUGCUUUGCAGGAUGCUGGGAUCGUCAGCUCUGUUGUCACCGGACAGAAGAUGUUCGCAUGA
This is a messenger RNA of Phanerochaete carnosa HHB-10118-sp, 1929 nucleotides long. RefSeq lists its product as uncharacterized. The record is from RefSeq and is a predicted model, not a curated record. The transcript has 7 exons. Lineage: Eukaryota; Fungi; Basidiomycota; Agaricomycetes; Polyporales; Phanerochaetaceae. Bases 1 to 1929 code for a protein of 642 amino acids.